AUGGGUUGGAACCAAACAUUUCUGUUCCUCGCCCUCGCGGCGACUGCUGCAUCUUCCUUGGUAGGGAGCGGGACUUCGUUACAACUGAAUGGCAUCGAUUAUUUCGUCUCGCCUUUCUCACAGGGCAAGGUUAUCAAUGGCACGGUUGCGAUCAAUGCUCGCCAAAAUCAACUUGGAUUUGUCCUGGCAACCGUGAUAGCCGGGGAUUUAUACACCGAGUCAACUCUACAAAGCUUGUUUCUUAAUUGGUCAACCGUGGACGAUGUUUGGCAACCUGCAUUUCUCGAAACCAUCUUUGUCUUCAACUUUGCCAAGUUGACGAACAAGAACCACAACUACCAUGAUGGAGUCUCAUCUUCGGUAUUCCCGCUUCAAGUCACUCACAACAUACCCUCUGGUCCAUAUUUCCUCAAUGUCCAUACGGGACAGGUACACCCAGCCUACCGGCUUUAUGAUGACUUUGCCGGCGCCUUUACCCAGUCGCUGCUACAACGACCCGACGGCCGCUUCCAAACACUGUCAGCACAAGUCCCAGCAGCCGCCUCGAUAACAAUCGGUGUCCCCUCCCGCCUGUACUUUACGAAAACCGAAGCCAAGCCCCUAGCUGGCGUCCGCAUCGGAGUGAAGGACAUCUUCUCUCUGGCCGGCGUCAAAAAGGGCUGCGGCAACCGCGCGUGGUACCAUUUAUACCCCGUGGCAAAUAGUACAGGCACUGCGAUGCAAAACCUCAUUGACAAGGGGGCCAUUAUUGUCGGCGUCCAAAAGACAUCGCAGUUUGCCAACGGAGAGACACCGACCGCGGACUGGGUAGACUACCAUUCUCCAUUCAACCCUCGCGGAGACGGAUAUCAGGAUCCCGCUACAUCGUCCGCCGGUGCCGGCUCGUCAAUAGCAUCAUACGAGUGGCUAGAUCUGGCUGUUGGCAGCGACACCGGCGGCUCAAUCCGGGGACCAGCCACCGUCCAGGGAAUUUUCGGAAAUCGUCCUUCCCACGGCCUCGUCAGCCUCGACAAUGUCAUGCCGCUGUCGCCCAAAUUGGACACGCCUGGAUUCCUGGCUCGCGAUCCCUCUCUUUGGAAUGCCGCCAAUGCCGCGCUGUACGGGGACAAGUACACAUUUUUCGGACACCAGGCGCCGAGAUAUCCCAAAAAGCUGUACUUGCUGGACUUUCCUGCGGGAAAUACCUCUCACGCCCCAAUACUGCAAAACUUUGUCACCAAGUUGGCCAAAUUCCUCGAUACUUCUCCCACUAAUAUAGAUUUGAACAAAGAAUGGGAGAGGACGAGGCCAACAUCAGCCGGCGACCAGAGCCUUGCGCAACUUCUGAAUACCACCUACGCCGCAAUUAUUUCCAAAGAUCAGGCAAAGCUUGUCCGAGAACCAUUUUACCGUGACUACGCUGCCGUUCAUGACGGCCGCCUCCCCUUUGUCAACCCAGUCCCCUUGGCCCGCUGGACCUGGGGAGACUCCCAGCCAAGUUCCCUCUUGUCCGAUGCCGUCCGCAACAAGACGCUUUUCAAGGACUGGUUCAAUGGCAAUAUCCUCCCGCCAAGCUCUGACCCCCUGACCUGCUCCUCGGGCCUUCUUCUCCACGUCAACGGCUCAGCGGACUUCAUCAGUCGCAAUCGAUAUAUCAACCCGCCAGUGCCGCCGUUUGGCUUUUCCAACAGCCAGAUAUCGGUAUUUGCCGAGACGCCGGAUAGUGUCUUCCCGCUGGGCCAGGUUCCCGUGUUUAGUUCCAUUACGAACCACACCGAGUAUCUGCCUGUUACGAUUGACGUUGUUGCUGCGAAAGGGUGCGAUGGGCUCAUUGCCAGGCUGGCGGAAGACUUGGUUGCUGCUGGGAUACUCACGGUGCCGAGGGUUGGGGCGGGGAUUGAAGGGGGGGAAAUUCUCAUGAGGCGAUAUUUUGUGUGA
Metarhizium robertsii ARSEF 23 is the source of this 1917-nucleotide messenger RNA. Its product is annotated as calcium/proton exchanger. The record is from RefSeq and is a predicted model, not a curated record. The transcript is spliced from 2 exons. NCBI's taxonomy places the organism in Eukaryota, Fungi, Ascomycota, Sordariomycetes, Hypocreales, Clavicipitaceae. Bases 1 to 1917 code for a protein of 638 amino acids.